UCCUUCUUCUCUCUAUCUGUCUGCAUUUUGAGCUCAGAUCCGGACUCAAAUCGUUCAAGAUCACAACUUUGGAGUUUUAAGUGCUGUUAAAUUCUGAAUUGUAAGAAGUAUUAGGUUUUCAAGAUUGAAGAUAAAAUUGACAUUCUUUCCGCAAGUCUGAGGACAGCUUUCUGGGGAUUUUAUAAUUUCCGAGGAAUAUGAGUGUUAUGUAUAGUCCCAGUGUUCUGAAUUACUCAGACGGGGAGCUUAGGAGAAACCCAGAAAUGGAUUCAAUUCCCCACUUGAAUUCUGGAUUAAUGAGGUACAGUUCUGCUCCAAGCUCAUUUCUGGCAAGCCUUGUUCAGAAUAGCCACGGCUGUGUGAAUGAGGGAGCCUCUAGAAGCGUAGAUCAUCAUGAUCAUCAUCACAAUCCAUCUUCAAGUUCAGAAAUGGAAGCGAUGUUGGCCAAGUUGGUUUCUUCAUCAUCAAACAAUGAAUGGAUGAAGCAGGAAGAAGCAGGGGACUCUGUUUCUGAGAGACCCAGUGGGUAUAAUUCUAAUUAUGGUCCUCAGAUGAUUUACCAAUCUCAGACUCAGCAAGCUGUUCAGGGCUUGCCAAACGGGUCUGUAGGUUCUUCUGGGAAUGAUUUUGAUGGCUCAUUCAAUUCCACUGAGUCCAAAAUAAGGUCAAAUAAUCUCCUUAGGCAGAAAAGCUCCCCUGCUGGACUGUUCAACAAUUUCUCAGUUGAAAAUGGUUUUGCGACAUGGAGAGAUGUGGGAAGCUUUAGUGCCUGUGAUCAUGUCUCAAAUGGCCAAGCUUCUACAUCAGUUAGUGGCUUAAAUGAUAAUACUCUAGCCUUCUCAUCUAAACCAUCUUCUUGUUCAAAACACUUGCCUGAUAUAGCAGAAGAUGGAAAUGAAACCCUAGAAGAAGCAACUUGUGUGGAUGGCAGAAGAAAUCUGACAAAUGACAGAAAUGGCAAUAACACUGAAUGUUACAUUCCCAGUUUUACAAGUGACUUCUGGGAUGGUCCUUCAUUCAAUGACACCAAAACAGCCAGUGACAAUGAUGAACUCAUGUUUUCUACUACUUCAAAUGGUUUUGAAACUCAGAAUGGUGAUUUUGGAUAUCAGAAUGUUGGUUUGACUCAUCAUUUGAGUCUGCCUAGUUCUUCUACAAAGUCAAAGAUGGAUGCCGUUGAGAAGUUUCUUCAAGUUCAGGGAUCUGUUCCUUGUAAGAUUCGAGCUAAAAGAGGUUUCGCCACCCACCCACGGAGCAUUGCAGAGAGGGUAAGAAGAACACGAAUCAGUGAAAGAAUAAAGAAAUUGCAAGAUCUCUUCCCAAAAUCUGAAAAGCAAACAAGCACAGCAGAUAUGUUGGAUUUAGCAGUUGAUUAUAUUAAAGAUUUGCAGAAACAAGUUAAGAUGCUCACAGAUACUAAAGCAAAGUGCAAGUGUUCAAGUAACCAGAUGCAGAACUCAGUUCCUUGUAGCUAGCUGAAGGAAUGAGGGAAUACAUUCUUCUUUUUCAAUUAGAUCAAAUCUCUCAAAAGCUAGGGGGAAAACAAAAGAAGAAUCAAGAGACAUGAUAAUUGUCUCACUAUUGAUAUGUCUCUGAUAUCUUGUAUUAGAUAAGAUGCUUUGAAUGGUACCUAAGCAAUGUACAUCCUUUUUGAGUCAUGAUAUCUAUGGUUCUUCUCUCAUGCCCAAAUCAAAUUUGUACUUAGAAGUGAGAAAAGGUUAUAGAAAUUAUAAACUGUAAUUAUAUGAAAUUAUGCUGAGACUUGCUCUGCAAAUCAUUUAGGCCUAGUUUGGAUUGCUUUUCAUUUUGCUUGUUUGUAAAUUAAUUCUCAUGAGAAAAAUGAAUAAAAUGCAAAUGUCGCCCGUUUUAUGCUAUCCA
This is a messenger RNA of Neltuma alba, 1878 nucleotides long. Its product is annotated as transcription factor bHLH130. The transcript has 7 exons. The record is from RefSeq and is a predicted model, not a curated record. Gene Ontology annotation, biological process: regulation of transcription by RNA polymerase II. Gene Ontology annotation, molecular function: RNA polymerase II cis-regulatory region sequence-specific DNA binding; protein dimerization activity; DNA-binding transcription factor activity, RNA polymerase II-specific. Lineage: Eukaryota; Viridiplantae; Streptophyta; Magnoliopsida; Fabales; Fabaceae. Bases 198 to 1475 code for a protein of 425 amino acids. Gene Ontology annotation, cellular component: nucleus.